This is a messenger RNA of Ahaetulla prasina, 4230 nucleotides long. Its product is annotated as kinesin-like protein KIF28P. The record is from RefSeq and is a predicted model, not a curated record. Gene Ontology annotation, biological process: cytoskeleton-dependent intracellular transport; microtubule-based movement. The transcript is spliced from 22 exons. Gene Ontology annotation, cellular component: kinesin complex; microtubule. Bases 46 to 3099 code for a protein of 1017 amino acids. Lineage: Eukaryota; Metazoa; Chordata; Lepidosauria; Squamata; Colubridae. Gene Ontology annotation, molecular function: ATP hydrolysis activity; microtubule binding; microtubule motor activity.
CUUCAACAGAGAGAGAAAGAUGCAGAUAGCAGAUGUGUGAUUUCUAUGAAUUCCAGCACAACAAGCAUACAUGAUCCUAAAAAUCCAAGUCAUGUAAAGUCCUUUACUUUUGACCUGGCAUAUUGGUCACACAGUGGAUUUUUAAAGGACAAAGAUGGCAAGCUUGUUUCAUCUGGACCGAACAGCAGAUAUGCUGGGCAGAGGGACAUUUUUCAUGACCUUGGUGAGGGAAUUCUGGACAAUGCUUGGCAAGGUUACAAUGCCACUCUUCUGGCUUAUGGUCAGACAGGCUCAGGGAAGAGCUACUCCAUGAUAGGCCAUGGUGCAAACAGAGGCAUAAUUCCAGUCAUGUGUGAAGAACUGUUUAAAACAAUUCAAAAUCAAGACACAAACAAACAAUAUCAGAUUACAUUUAGUAUGCUGGAAAUUUACAAUGAACAGGUAAUAGAUUUGCUGUCUAAAACCAAAAAGUAUGGUGGACUCAAAGUUAGAGAAGACCAGCAGCAAGGCUUCUAUGUGGAUGGUUUGAAACUGGUACCUUGUGACAGUAAUGCUCAAAUUGAGAGGCUCAUGGAGCAAGGCACCAAAAUAAGGACCACAGCUUCAACCACCAUGAAUACCACCAGCAGCAGGUCUCAUAUGGUCAUCACCAUUCAUUUUAAACAGAUUUUUCUGAAAGAUGAAAUCACAAAACAGUCCAUUAUAAAUCUAGUGGACUUGGCAGGGAGUGAAAGGCAAAGGUCCUCCGGAUCAGAAGGCGACAGACUAAAAGAAGGAACACGUGUAAAUCUGAGUUUAACCACCUUGGGAAAUGUGAUCAGUGCUCUGGCUGAAGCUGCCAUGGGAAAGAAAGUGUUGCAUGUCCCAUACAGAGAUUCAGUUCUAACCAAACUUUUGCAAUCUGCAUUGGGAGGAAACAGUAGAACGAUAAUGAUUGCAGCAAUUAGUCCAGCCGACAUAUGCUAUGAUGAGACAUUGUCAACUUUGCGGUACGCUGACAGAACGAAAAAAAUAAAAAACCAAGCUGUGAUAAAUUCAGGAACAACAGCAAAACUGAUAAAUGAUCUCAAGAUUGAAAAUUGUAAUUUGUUGUCCAGAUUGUCCAGCCUUGGGAAUUCUGGAAAAACAGUAGUAGAUGAAACAAAAGAGCUUCGUUCCCUGCUGGCGGAAAAUGAACUACGGAUUCAAGCUAUUCAAGCAACUUGGGAAUAUCGUCUGGAAGAAGCCCGGAAAGAAUGGGAACAGCAAUAUGCAGCAAUCACUCAGGAGAGACAGAUGACGGAAACUUUUCCAUAUCUUGUGAAUAUUAACGAAGACCCUCAACUGUCAGGAGUUCUGAAGUAUUUCAUUCAAGAGGGGUCUUCUGAGGUUGGCCAAUCUCCAUCAAACACAAUCAUCCUCAGAGGUUUGGGCAUUUUGGAUAAGCACGCAACAUUCACGUACACCGAUGGCAAAGUUACUAUCUCUCCUUGGGAUAAAUGUAAGGUCAUUGUGAACGGAGUACCCAUUGUGGUGAAAACUAAACUUCAGCAUCUGGACCGGCUAAUUUUGGGAUCAAACAGUGCAUACCUCUACAUUGGCCCUCCAAUCCAGCGCACCUGCGAGGAUCUGAGCAGAUAUGAUUACGAUUUCAUUCAGUCAGAGCUGGCAGCUGCCAAAGGCUUCAGUGUAGACAAACUUGGUGCUGCAAACAGGAAGGAUGGCAAGCCAGACCCCAGUGUCCUUGCUGCAUUCCAUGAUUAUAUUAAGUUGAUGCCAUUGGUUGCUGAAGCAAAUCAGAUGAGUAUAGAGUUGAAGAAGGAUCUAAAGUUAGAACUGAAAGUGAAAAAUCUAGCAUCUUCGGACUCCAGAGGUUAUGACCUACAAAAAGAAAUCAUAAUUAAAGUAGUACACAAAGUUACUAACCAGGUAUGGAUUUGGUCAAAACCCAAGUUCAUCAACAGAAAAUUUUUAAUGGAAGAGCUUUACCAGCAGUUUUUAAAUGGAGAAGAUGUACACGUUGACCAAGAGAGUGAUCCAUUUUGGGAUCCUGUGGAGGCCAUUCAUCUGGGAUCUGCUCAUAUCUGGCUCCAGUCUCUUGCUUAUUGCAUGAAGCUUGAGGAACAAAUAGAACUUCUGAAUUCUGAAGGAGUGGAGGAAGCAAUCCUAUUGAUCAACAUUAUCCCAUGUGCGCAAAAUGGGAGACCUUUGACAGAUGAUGAUAUGAUUAUUGAUCCUUUGGAAUUGCUAGGCAAAAGAAUUGAUUUCCAGAUACACAUUUUUCAAUGCCUUGGAGUUAAAUGGAUUAAAGAAGUUGCCCAAAGGGGAAUUCAAAUUGGAUAUAAAGUUUAUGAUCUCCCACACAUAUUAUACACAAAACCUGCUUGGAAAAACGCAAAUCCUAAAAUAGAAGAAUUGGUUCAAUUUUCAUCCAUGAAGGUUUCCCAAGAUUUUUUGAAUUAUCUACAGAGAAAUGCUUUAAUUGUUGACUUGUGGGGACUUCAAGAAGGAUGUGCAGAACUGUGUUCGAUUGAGGAAGGCAUGGCUGUCAUUACUGAAGGCUCAUAUAUUAUCGAUAAUCCAAAAGCAGGGAUUUUAACACGAGGUGAUCUGGAUACAGAAAGCCAUAUUGCUGAACUUUACCACAAGGUGUUAAAACUAGAAGAAGAGACUGAAUUACUUAGAGAUAUUAAUAGAGCUCUGACAGAGGAAAACAUACAUCUGAAGGCUAAACUGAAAGAAUACGAGGCAGAAACCCAUUUCAGCAAGAUCUUAAAAUCUCCUUCAAAACUGCAAGUUAAUAAGAUAAUUUCAGCAGCAUCAAGAGAUAGCCGCACAGCGUGCAGUUCUCGGGUCAGCUGUGAUGCUGAAUUUGCUAAAGCUCUCAAAUCCUUCUACCAGAAAAUGAAUGUGAUCAGAGGACAGUUCUUAAAACUACAGCACUACAGAGCCCCGGAUGAAGACAACAUUCAACUACUUCGACUUUUUACUGAGAGACAAUCACACUUGUUGAAGGAUUUUGGAGAACAACUUGAGUCAAGUAUAAGUAAACUGAAACAUGAUGUUGCCUUAAUAGUUAAGAAGAAACGAGAGGCUAGGUUACAACAAGGCAUUAAGUGAAUGUGAUUUACCAAGUAAAACAUUAGUGAGUUGUAAAUUCAGUACUUGCAUAUAUAAUUAUAUGUCAAACUGCCUUCUAAUUUCUUCACAAUUUCAACAUUAGCUUUUUGAAGAUUUUCUCCCUUUAGACCUUGUUCACAACAUAGAAAGUAGUAUACCGGAAUUUAAUAUUCAUUGCAAUAGGGAUAGUACUGUGUGUCAUCUUCAACUCUUCCCAACAGAGUAACGAGAAAAUUUGUUGUUGCUAAUUAUGAACUUUCCUUUCCAAACAAUGAGACUUACGGAGUUCUUGAUGCUCUCUGUGCUUGGUUGUCUGCCUGUAGACAUUUCAGUACCCAACUAGGUGACAUCAUCAGUGCACAUUGAAUGUGAGGUUUGCUCAGUUUAUAUUCUGUAGCUUGCCCUGCCAGCAGUGGGGAGAUGUGGUUUUCUCCUCAAAUAGUUCUUAAACUGAGUGAAGUUUUUUGCUUGUUUCAGCUUUCUCUUUUAUUGGAAUGAGACCAAUAAAAUCUCAUGAGACUUCCAAGAGUCUUCAUUCUCUUUAUCAGUACCACAAGUCAUAAUAAAAGUUUAGAUUUCUAUAUCCAUGUAGUUUGUGUUGUUGAUGAUCUCAUUGCUUCCUAAAUUGUGAAUAAACAUAAGCAGUUCCAUAACAUCCCAUUUUGUUCGGAAUGUAAAAAAAGGCCUUCAGCAUUAAACAUAAUCUUGCUUUUAAUCUGAGCUAAUAAAGAAAUUAGAGAUGAUAUUCCAUUUCCAUCAUACUAUCUAAAAUAGCAGGCUGAAAUAUAUCAUAUUCUUAACCUAUUGGAUCAUGCUAAUUCUUAUACUAUAGUGUCAUGCCUGGAAGCCAUAUUACCUUUGUGCCUUCAGGGUCCAGGCCUGCCACAAUCCUCCCGUGGGAAGUUGGGAGGGGGAUUGCAAAAGUGAAGUAGAUUUAGCCAUAACAAACUUCUCAUAGAAGUUCAAUACCAUGGUGUCUGGCAACUGUGCAAAGAAAAACUUGCAAGGAUGUCUUCUGUUCAAGAAAGAGCUGAUUGAGCUGUGGUGGACAUGUGGGAGAUGUGGUCAAGGUCUUGAACUUUCUUUUGGGUGAGGAAAACCCGGCAGCUUUCAGAUAUUGGUUUUCCCAGU